Morus notabilis is the source of this 1559-nucleotide messenger RNA. RefSeq names its product tobamovirus multiplication protein 1. NCBI's taxonomy places the organism in Eukaryota, Viridiplantae, Streptophyta, Magnoliopsida, Rosales, Moraceae. Gene Ontology annotation, cellular component: plant-type vacuole membrane. The transcript has 12 exons. Bases 210 to 1076 code for a protein of 288 amino acids. The record is from RefSeq and is a predicted model, not a curated record.
CUCUCUCUCUCUCUCUCUGACUUCUGGUUGAUAGGAUAGAGGUGUAGACUCACCAUUUUUCUCUCUCUUUCUCGUGUCUUCUCCUCUCCGUCUCUCUGUUUCUCUCAUCUGUGAUUGAUCGAGAAGAGGGCGUUGGGUUUAGUUUUUUUCUCAGCUUCUCUGGAGUUUUGACCCUUUUCCAGAGCUUCUCUAGAACCAGAGCCCUGCAAAUGACGCGAAUGCUGCUGACCUCGACGCCCAUGGAGAUGCGAGCUCUCGUUUCCAAUUGGUGGGACGAGAUUGACGAAUCCACUCAGUGGCAGGACGGCAUCUUCUUCACUCUCUGCGCCGCUUAUGCUCUCGUUUCCUCCGUUGCUCUGUUUCAAUUGGUAAGGAUUGAGUUGAGAGUGCCUGAGUAUGGUUGGACAACGCAGAAGGUUUUCCAUCUUAUGAAUUUUGUUGUUAAUGGAGUGCGUGCAAUUGUCUUUGGACUUCACAAGCAAGUAUUUCUUUUGCACCCAAAGGUAUUAACGUUGGUGUUAUUGGAUCUUCCGGGACUGCUCUUCUUCACCACUUACACACUUCUUGUCCUUUUUUGGGCAGAGAUUUAUCACCAGGCAAGAAGUUUACCAACAGAUAAGCUCAGGAUUUUUUAUAUUUCAAUCAACGUGGUGAUGUACGUUAUACAGGUUUGCAUCUGGAUAUACCUCUGGAUAAAUGACAACAGUGCUGUGGAAUUCAUUGGAAAGAUAUUUAUUGCAGUUGUGUCUUUCUUAGCUGCAUUAGGGUUCUUGCUAUAUGGAGGAAGAUUAUUUUUCAUGUUAAGACGCUUCCCCAUUGAAUCUAAAGGGAGAAGGAAGAAGCUCCAUGAGGUUGGAUCUGUGACAGCCAUAUGUUUUACCUGUUUUCUCAUACGAUGCUUUGUGGUUGUACUAUCUGCCUUUGAUGCUGAUGCAUCCCUAGAUGUUUUGGAUCAUCCACUUCUGAAUUUGAUCUACUACUUGCUGGUUGAGAUCCUGCCUUCAGCUCUUGUCCUUUACAUCUUGCGAAAACUGCCGCCCAAAAGAGUAUCAGCCCAAUACCACCCGAUCCGUUAGGACUUUGAGCAAGGAGCAGCAUUAUUGCCAGAUAAUAGAAGAUAGAUGUUGAACUCUGGUGUCGCUGGUGACUGGUGUUGCUGGAAAUUUUUUCUUAGGUGUGCAAUACACAGCUAUCUGCGGCUUGCCAGGGAGAGCUUGAUUUGGUUUCUUUAUGGGUUUUUGAUAGGUCAGCAGUUUAUUUGAUCAUGCGGCAAAACGAAAUUUUCCUGUAAUUUUCAUGCCGUAGGUGAUUUUUCUGUCCAUUUUAAGAGUUCUCACGGUUGAUUAUUUGUCUUAAUUAUUCAUCUUUUUCGUCCUUGGUGAGUGAAUGGUCUAAAAUAUAUUAGGUUUUUAGCCUUCCUGUUGUAAAUGUUCGUUACAUGUUCUACCUAUUGCUUGAUCCAUCAAUAAGGUUGCAACUUGCAAGUAAAUGUACCUUUCACUUUUUUUUGUGUGGCCCCUUGGAAGUUGAACCAUAUAUCAUGAUUGGUUGCCACUCUA